Amblyraja radiata (thorny skate) is the source of this 2472-nucleotide messenger RNA. RefSeq names its product ubiquitin-like 3a (gene ubl3a). Bases 541 to 894 code for a protein of 117 amino acids. The transcript is spliced from 5 exons. NCBI's taxonomy places the organism in Eukaryota, Metazoa, Chordata, Chondrichthyes, Rajiformes, Rajidae. Gene Ontology annotation, molecular function: protein binding. The record is from RefSeq and is a predicted model, not a curated record.
GACCGGAAAGGAUUCGGCUGCCAGCCGCUGGCUGAUCAGUUUUCUCCCCGUGCGCCAUGUUUGUUUGGAAGCGAGAGAGAUAGGGGGAAACAAAAUGAUAGGGCGAGCGGCUGGAUAGGGAUUUGUCCUACAGAAAGGAAAGCAGAAUGAACGUUUGAGCAAGCCCGUCCUUCUGGAAUAUGAAAGGGACAAGGCAAGGUUUAUUUUCCUGUCAUCGACGUCGUUGACCGCGGGCCCGUCCAGCCGUCGGUCUUCAAGGAGAGCUUCAACCUCCAUCCCCUCCAGUCACGGCGGCAGCGCCGCAGCCUUUGAACUUGACUCUCUGGUUUUUUCUUCACUGCGGAGACCACCGGUAAAACAAAAAAAAUAGACAAUUCUACCCGUCUUUCUCUGAAACGGCUCGGUUUCAAGAAGAACUUGAGUGUUUUGGGUCUGAAUUUUCUCUCUCUCAUUUUUGCCCCCCAUCGUGGUGGGCAGAUCGGACAGGGAGUUCUGCGGAUAAACACUGGGAGUGAUUCAUAGGCGGAUACAAAUUAAACAAUGUCAAGUUGUACACCGGCGGACAUGAUUAAUUUACGACUCAUCUUGGUCAGCGGAAAAACAAAAGAAUUUCUAUUUUCACCCAAUGACUCAGCAGCAGACAUCGCCAAACAUGUGUAUGAAAAUUGGCCGAUGGAUUGGGAAGAUGAAUUGGUCAGCAGCCCAAGUAUUCUUAGGCUCAUCUACCAAGGGAGAUUUCUCCAUGGAAAUGUCACUCUAGGAGCAUUAAAGCUUCCACUUGGCAAAACUACUGUGAUGCAUUUGGUUGCAAGAGAAACUUUGCCAGAGCCAAAUUCCCAGGGUCAAAGGAACCGUGAAAAGACUGGAGAGAGCAAUUGUUGUGUCAUUCUGUAAAUACUUCCACUUAUUUCUGCUAACCGUGGUAUAAUAUAGUCCUUGUCUUUCAUGCUGCUGGUACAAAAAAAAAUAACAUUGCUUCAAGAACUCUUUUUAAAAACAAAUCUGUCCAUGAAAACGAUAUUUAAAAACUGGAGCAUUUCUGUUUUUAAAGCAGUUCUGUUACCAUGAUCAUUUUUGUUAAUGUUCCAUUACUUCCUCUAAAGCCUUCUAGUUUCUAUUUAUUUCUAUAUAUAAGGACAGGCAGAAUUAAACUGAAGAUUUUUUACACCACUGAACCCAUGCUAUAACCAUGCUCUGCAGAAUUAACGAUACAUUUGUAUCAGUGCUUUUAAAAAAAAAUUACUUUUUAACCCAAGCAUUUCUUGGAGGAAAUAUGCACUGCGGAUUGCAGUGUUAAUGUUGCCUUGUUGACCAGAUGAUGAAGCCAGACUUAAAUAUUAAAUUUCAGUAAGGACAUGGCAGUUAGUUGUGAAUUAAUACAAAUUCCACAAACUCUGAACAACCUGCAAAUUUCAUAAUUAUUAAAAUAUCGGUAAAUUUAAGAAUUAGGUUAUGGAAGUGGAUGUGCCUGUAUUUUGAUGAGAGUUUAUAGAUUUGAUUUCAAAGAUUCUCUCUCUAUGCACUGCAAUAUGUUAACAUUGCCUACAAAGGCAUAUUUUGUUGCACAAAGCAUUUUGUAGCCUUGAUGAGAGAGGAUGAAGCUUUGUUCAAGCUUUUCUCUUUCUUACUGCUGAAUAUCAUUUACUGUAUUUGUGGUAGAAAGUUCUAUUAAUCAUCUUGUCUCUAUCAAUAAUGUUUUUGUCUUAUGUCUUACUGUUGACUGGAUAUUUCUAACCUGUCUCAAACUUCAAACUUCUUAACCAUAAACUAUUUUAGUAGAUGUAUUAAUUUGCAUUUCUGUAUUUAGUGCUUGCAAUUGUGCAAAAGAUGGGGAAACUGAAGUAUCAAUUGGCCCAUAUUUGUUCUGGAAGUAGGCCUUCCCCUUCCUUUUGUAGAAAAUUACAAAUGAUAUGCUAAUUAAAAUCUAGAGAAUUUGCACAGCACUGAAGCAUGAGCUACUUUCAUCUGAAUCUGUAAAAAAAAAAAAAAAGUUUUUAUAUUUUUCGGUGGGGGAGGUUAUUUCUUCCCAGCUGAAUUACAAAUGUGUAGAAUAUAUUUAAUAAGAAUCUUAUACAGUACUGAGAAUAGAACUUAUUAACAAGCAUAGAUUUCCUUGUAGUAUAACAGAAUAUACCAAUGUAAGUAACAUUAGCAGCUUUAAAAUGUUGCAGGUUGACUGUGUUCUAUAUCUAAUAGAUGCAUCUUCCCAGGUUGAACUCAAUGGUAUAUAAUAGUUUUACAGAUUGUAGGCAUGGUAUCUUAAUUGAUUUUAUUUUUUUCCCUUUAUCUGUUUAUUGCUUUUAAUAUGCUUUACAUGCUAUGGUUCUUACAAAAUAUUGUUCAUAUUGAUCAGGAUAAAAUUUGUAUAGAGCUAAGUUUUGCAAUGAUUGUAAAUAUCACUGAACAUUUUCUUUCUGCAACCUGUACUGAUAGAUUACUCCUGUAAACUAAAUAAAAUAUUGCAAUUCAUGA